Leptopilina boulardi is the source of this 1525-nucleotide messenger RNA. RefSeq names its product synaptobrevin-1 (gene Syb). The record is from RefSeq and is a predicted model, not a curated record. Gene Ontology annotation, molecular function: SNAP receptor activity; syntaxin binding. Gene Ontology annotation, cellular component: plasma membrane; SNARE complex. Gene Ontology annotation, biological process: vesicle fusion; vesicle-mediated transport. NCBI's taxonomy places the organism in Eukaryota, Metazoa, Arthropoda, Insecta, Hymenoptera, Figitidae. Bases 194 to 574 code for a protein of 126 amino acids. The transcript has 3 exons.
AUAAUACACACACGAGCGCCAACAAGCACAGCUAUGGAAUGCUACAUAUUUUAUUUGUUACCCCUUAAAAAUAACAUCGUUUAUUAUAAAAAAAAAAAAAAAGUGCAAGAAAAAAAAAUCAGUGACAACAUAAAUUUGCAAAUUCUAUUUGAUAAAAAAGAAAAACAAGAAUAAUGAUUGAAAAUGAAUUAUCAUGGAGGGAGGUGGUUAUUCUGGCGAUGGUGAUUUGGGAAGUUCAAGAAAUGGACAAAAUCCAUCGGGUAAAAAAUUACAACAAACACAAGCUAAAGUCGAUGAAGUCGUGGGAAUAAUGAAAGUAAAUGUUGACAAAGUAUUAGAAAGAGAUCAAAAACUUUCUGAAUUAAAUAAUCGAGCGGAUGCACUUCAAAUUGGUGCCAGUCAAUUUGAACAACAGGCGGGAAAAUUGAAACGAAAAUAUUGGUGGAAAAAUUUAAAAAUGAUGAUUAUCAUUGGCACAAUUGCAGUUGUUAUUCUCAUUAUUAUUAUCGUUUCGUGUUUGCCGAGCGAUGAUGCUUCUUCUUCUCCUUCUAAUAAUAAUAAUGGAAAAAAUUAGACAGAGAAUAUCAACAGAAAGCAAUUGUGUGUGUCUCUCUCUAAUGUAAGUUUUUAUGAAAAAAUGAUAGUCGUUGAUAAAAGAAAAAAAGAGGAAUUGAAAAAUAUAUUUUUGAGACUUUGUUUUUCAUCAAAUGCAGCGAUUAAUGCAUUCGAGUAAAGAAAAAAAAAAAAAAAUAAUAAAUAAAAUUAGAAUAAUUUUGAGGUGGCGAGAAUUUAAAUCAUAUAAUAUAGAAAAUAAAGGCUGAUUGGCUGUUUGAAUUUCCAUUUUGGAAAUGUGUAACAUUUUUUUUUAAUUUUUUUUUUUAUUGUCAAUUUGUACGCGCAAGUGUUAAUAUUUUCCCAAAGAGUUUGUUUUUUUGGGGGGGUAUUUUUAUGUUUCACACACAAAAAUAAUUAUUGUAAGUUCAAUAUUUAAUAUUUAAUAUAUAUAUAUAAAUAUAUUAUAUAUUUCUGUACUGUUUUUCAAUUUUUAAAAAGAAUGUUCAAUUUUACUUCCGUGUAGUUUUUUUUCUAGUAUAUAUUAUACAUGUUACUAAUUUUGAUGUAUUGAAAAAAAAAUUAUUUACAUCUUCCAUUUCAUAGAGCACAAAAUAUUUCUCGAUAACAAGGGGACCAUGAAUAAAAAUAUUUUUUUGACAAAUUAAAUAUUCAUUUUUUCGUGCAAAAUAAUUUUUUUUUUUUUUAUAAAGAUGAUUGUAAAAAAAAAAAAUGAAAAUUUGUGUGAAACUUACGUUUGCUUUGUAUUAAUGUUGUAAUUUUGCUUGUAAAUUAAUUUUUUUUUGAGGCGAAAAGAAAUGGAAGAAGUCUCGAUUCUUAUGUGAAAAACAAAUUUUUUCGAAAUGUCUUCCUGUAAUUAAUGCACAAAUAUUGUACUAUGUAUCUUGAAAUAUUUUUGUAGAAAUGUUUAAGGAGGAGAAUGAAAAAUUAAAUAAACGUUUCUAUUUUUAAA